Messenger RNA from Panicum virgatum (switchgrass), 648 nucleotides. RefSeq lists its product as uncharacterized. The record is from RefSeq and is a predicted model, not a curated record. Bases 1 to 648 code for a protein of 215 amino acids. NCBI's taxonomy places the organism in Eukaryota, Viridiplantae, Streptophyta, Magnoliopsida, Poales, Poaceae. The transcript has a single exon.
AUGUCAGCACCUUUUACACCAACUCGUGGUCUACGGCAAGGUGAUCCGCUCUCGUCAUACCUCUUCCUUUUUGUUGCUGAUGGUCUGUCUACUCUGAUAAACAGGAAAGUAGAAACUGGUGCCAUGAAGGAGCUCAUAAUCUGCAGAAAUGCCCCUGGGAUUUCACAUCUUCUUUUUGCAGAUGAUACAUUGCUAUUCUUCAGAGCUUCAACAGACCAAGCAGAGGUGAUUAAGGAGGUCCUGGCAACAUAUGGAUACUGUACUGGACAGCAGAUCAACCCAGCAAAAUGCUCCAUUAUGUUCAAUGACAAAUGUCCAUCGGCCACGCAAGAUCAAGUCAAAGCCAUACUUCAGGUAGAAAGUACCGUGUUUGAUGCCAAAUACUUGGGGCUUCCAACACCAAGUGGUAGGAUGAAAGGGGAUCGGUUUCAACAUCUGAAGGAGAGGCUAAGCAAACGUCUAAAGGACUACUCUGAGAAGAACUUAUCCAGUGCAGCAAAAGAAGUCCUAAUUAAAUCGGUGGCACAAGCUCUGCCAACAUACAUUAUGAGUGUGUUUAAACUUCCUCUCGGUUUAUGUGAUGAUCUUACUGGUAUAAUCAGGCGCUUUUGGUGGGGUGAGGAGAAUGGGAAGAGGAAGAUGGCCUAG